AUGUCCGGCGCAGCAGCAGGCGACGCCGCCACCAAACAAGCCACCGUCUCCGACAACAAAGACACCUCGAAACCGCUCCAAGCGAACAAACCCGCCGCGCAGCUCGAGGAGGACGAUGAGUUUGAGGAUUUUCCUGUUGAAGACUGGGCCAAAGAAGAGGAAGUCGGCGCACAAACCAACGGCAGCUCGCAUCUCUGGGAGGAGAGCUGGGAUGACGACGAUACCACGGAUGAGUUUAGCGUGCAGCUGAAGGAGGAACUGAAGAAGAUGGGAAAGUCAUGA
This is a messenger RNA of Zasmidium cellare ATCC 36951, 282 nucleotides long. RefSeq lists its product as uncharacterized. Gene Ontology annotation, cellular component: proteasome complex; proteasome regulatory particle, lid subcomplex. Gene Ontology annotation, biological process: mRNA export from nucleus; double-strand break repair via homologous recombination; proteasome assembly. The record is from RefSeq and is a predicted model, not a curated record. The transcript has 3 exons. NCBI's taxonomy places the organism in Eukaryota, Fungi, Ascomycota, Dothideomycetes, Mycosphaerellales, Mycosphaerellaceae. The coding region runs from base 1 to 282 and encodes 93 amino acids.